Ilex paraguariensis (yerba mate) is the source of this 204-nucleotide messenger RNA. Lineage: Eukaryota; Viridiplantae; Streptophyta; Magnoliopsida; Aquifoliales; Aquifoliaceae. The record is from the annotation of a GenBank genome assembly.
AUGGUGGUGGGGUCGGCAAACCAGAAGGAAGAUACCCUUGUUCCUCCAACCUUCUCAGGUUGCAAGACUACAGGAGCAGCUGCAGAAAGAGAGGGAGUUGAGGACAGACAGUUUAGGAAGCUGGACAUAAAAAAGGGACCUUCCAUGUCUCAACCUCUAUUAAUGAGAAGGUCUGGUCACUGUACCUCACAAUCACAAACAUGA